ACUUGGCGUCGUUACAGUUUGUUAGAAGACGUGCGCGAGACAGCAGUACGACAACACGUUCCGUCAAUUGAAUUCACACGGAGAUUCGCUGAGAAAUAUAAUUACAAAAUGCAGCGCCGAUUGUUAGUGUUUGCUGUGUGCUGCUAUAUCGUAGCCGCCGUGUACGCAAUACCACCCUAUGAGGUGCCGAAGGCUAAAAUAGAUGUCUACGCCAAAGGUUUUGAGGUCUCCAUACCCGAUGAGGAGGGCAUCACACUUUUCGCCUUUCAUGGUAAACUUAAUGAGGAGAUGAAUGGUUUGGAGGCUGGCACUUGGGCGAGAGACAUAACAAAGGCGAAAAACGGACGUUGGACUUUUCGUGAUCCGAACACAAAGUUGAAACUCGGCGAUACGCUCUACUACUGGACCUAUGUGAUCUACAAUGGUUUGGGUUAUCGUGAGGAUGAUGGCGUUUUUGUGGUGAAUGAAUAUGCCACACCCAAAGUUAAUACUGGCGACGAUACAAAACAGGGUGGCGCUGGUUUAUUAGAUGUACGCAGUGGCAGCAGCUGCCAAAAAACGCCGUCGCGCCGUAAUGGUUUAGAAAUGCGUUGUGCUAAUCAACUGUUAUUCGAUGAUGACUUUAACGGCUCGCGCUUGGACAAGAAUAAGUGGAGCGUAGAGCGACGAUUCCCCACAAAACCGGACUAUGAAUAUAACUUAUACUUGGACGAUGCAACCGAUGUAUUGCAAGUGGGCAACGGCAUGGUGACCAUAAAACCAAAAUUGACGGACCGUCAUUUCCAGCAACACGCGAAACCAUUACAUGCUAAAUAUGACCUCGGCGAAACUUGUACAGGCGGUCAAGGCAGUGAGGAGUGUGUGCGCGAUGGUGCAGCCACAGCGUAUAUAUCAAUACCGCCCUUCAUUACCGCACAGUUCUCAACUAAAGGUCAAUUCUCCUUCAAAUACGGACGCAUUGAGAUACGCGCCAGGUUGCCACGCGCCAACUGGGUCUUCCCGCAACUAUGGCUACAGCCGGUUAACGAAAAAUAUGGUGCCGAUCAGUAUCAGUCGGGACAAAUGCGCAUCGCCUUUAGCUAUGUAAACGAUACACAAAUGCAACUCUUUGGCGGUUUGAUCGUGAAUGCGAAUGAUAAGUGGCGUUAUGAGAAAAUGUGCGAAUUCCCAGACACAGCCAUUUUCAAUUUGGGCAAUGAUUUUCAUACAUACAAACUGGUGUGGACUGAGAACGAAAUUUCGGUGGCUGUGGACAAUCAAAACUAUUGUACUUUCAAUCCCGUUAAGGAUGGCGUCAUAGCCGAUAUGUUCAAAGACGGUGAAGAGCUGCCGAACAAAGGUUUGCUGCAGAAGGGUGGUAAAUUGGCGCCGUUCGAUGAGGAAUUCUACAUCACCAUGGGUUAUGGCAUCGGUGGCGUACACGAUUUUAGCGAUAAUUUAUAUGGCUGGAAGCCGGAGAAACCUUGGGGCAAUACAAAUCCACGCGGCAUGGGCUCGUUAUUUAAACAAGUGAAAGCUUUGAAUUUUGAUCGCUGGAUAUCCAGCGGGGAUAUGGUUAUUGAUUUUGUGAAAGUCUAUUCUAUAUAAAUUUCGAUGAAAAUUUUUCAGUAUAACGAUGAGAUGUGAUAUUGAUUUGUUGGUAUGAGUGGUUGUAUUUAAAAUAAGAGUUUAUGAAUAAAAUUUUUGUAUGAAAAUGAA
Bactrocera tryoni is the source of this 1698-nucleotide messenger RNA. Its product is annotated as gram-negative bacteria-binding protein 3-like. Lineage: Eukaryota; Metazoa; Arthropoda; Insecta; Diptera; Tephritidae. Bases 109 to 1587 code for a protein of 492 amino acids. The transcript has a single exon. Gene Ontology annotation, biological process: carbohydrate metabolic process. Gene Ontology annotation, molecular function: hydrolase activity, hydrolyzing O-glycosyl compounds; carbohydrate binding. The record is from RefSeq and is a predicted model, not a curated record.